Messenger RNA from Pseudopipra pipra, 6959 nucleotides. RefSeq names its product cytochrome P450 4V2. The record is from RefSeq and is a predicted model, not a curated record. The coding region runs from base 4701 to 6287 and encodes 528 amino acids. NCBI's taxonomy places the organism in Eukaryota, Metazoa, Chordata, Aves, Passeriformes, Pipridae. The transcript has 13 exons. Gene Ontology annotation, molecular function: heme binding; iron ion binding; oxidoreductase activity, acting on paired donors, with incorporation or reduction of molecular oxygen.
UUUUGCUUACACUGUUCUGAUGAUCAAUAACUAUGGGAACUGCUGGGAUAAACUUUGUUUACAGGAAAUAAUUUUUUCCCUGCCAGUCUGAACAUGUUUAUAGAUGCCGAGCAAUUGAACCAGCAUGCUGACAAGUCUGUAAGACUGUUCCCACUUCUUGAGAUUUCUUAUAAAUAAUGUGUGUUAUUGUACAAAUUAAUCAUCUUUUGAAAUAUGUGAGGCUUAAACAGACUUAAACAAGAAAAUAUGUAGUUAACUGAUGAAAGCAUCAUUUCAUACCUCUUUGUGUAGACCCAAAUGGGAAGAUCAAAGAGGAGACUUGGAAUUGUGUUCUGUCCAGCAAACAAAGCACUGAUCAGAUCCCUGGCUAUUAGUGCUGUGAGCAUCCGCAGUCAGGGAUUCCUCCUUCCGUCAGAGAGCCAGUAGUUGAAGCAAAUGUGUUUGAAGUGCUGUUGAAGUGUAAAGGAAGGACGAAAAAAAGUUACUUGCCCAAAUUGUGCAGUUAAGACUAGUAACAGUUUUUUCUUCUACUUAGGAACUAAUACCAGUUCUCCUCACUUUUUAUGAAUGUUCAAGGAUUGAUAAUCCAAGGCCUAAAGCAUUUGUAAUGUAUAUUUCAUAUCUAUACUGGUAAUCAGAUUUCUUUUUUUGUAAUGGUUUGUAAGCUCUGUAUUCUUUUGAAUACUGGCUUAAUAUUUGUCUUUGACUACACUAAGUUCACUCACUGGUGAUGGUAUGUUAUAGUAUCUGAGAAAGCAGAAUGCUUGAACUUUGGAGUUGCAGAGCAAUUUCAUACAGUUGCAGGUCAAUUUGAUGAAGUUUCUUCAGAAAUCUCAUGUCAAAGCUGACUUAACUUCCAAAAUUCACUUUCCAAAAUUCCAGAAUUAAUGCUUUCAGCAACAUGUCCAAAAUAUACUUUUGCUCUUGUGAGUGCUUCCUUCUCUAUUGUACAGACCUUAACAAGAAUGCAGAGAAGCGAUGGCAAAAUGUGUCCCUUUCCAUCUUGUACUUUGCAUUUCAUAGCAAUGCAGAUCUUAUGUUGUGAACUAAAUGAAAAGAUGAACAUGCACUGGUCGAUUCUGUAACAACAGAAGUGGUAACCAGUGAAUCACUGAGGAGUGGUUCAUCAUCUGGCACUUUGCAAAAGAGAGAAGAUUGCUGACAUCUGUGAAGCAAUGAGCUCAGUCAGUUGAUCUCUAUAUGGAGAGAAGAGCAGAACAACAAACAGUCUGCUAAUUACUAGAGCAGCAAUGGAAUGCUCUCAGCUGGCAGGAGAGAGGGAAGAGGAAUGUUUGCUGUCUACCAGAAGUAUUUUAACACUUUUCCCUUUUGGUCAGUUUUUGGGCACCUGACAGAAUCACAGUCAUCUUACAUCCUGAUAAUCAUCAUAUCGUUGACUCAUUCCAUAUUGGAAGGGACCUCAAGGAUCAUCUGGUCCAAUCUUUAUUGGCAAAACUCCUGGCUGUGGCUAUAACAGUCUAGACGAGAUGGCCCAGCACCCUUCCCAGCUGAAUUUGAAGUGUCCAGUGUUGGGGAAUCCACAACUUCCCACAUAGUGGGAUCAUUCCAAUGGCUGAUUGUUCUCACAAUGAAAAAUUUUCUUCUUGUAUCUGAUCAGAAUCUCCCCAAGUAUGACUUGCACCCAUCACCCCUUACUUUUUCCAUAUGAUCCCUUAUGAAAAGAGAGUCUCCAUCUUCUUUGUAUCUACCCUUUAAAUAUAGGGACAUGAUGAUAAGGUGUCCUCUAAACUUCUUUUCUCCAGGCUGGACAAACACAUUUCUCUCAGACUUUCCUCCCACGGCAGGUUUCUCAGUCCUUUGUUCAUCUUUGUGGCCCUUCACCUUAUCCAGCCUGUCCACAUCUUUCUUGUAUAGCAGGGACCAAAACUAAACACUAUUCUAGGUGUGGCCUGACCAGCAGUGUGUAAAGUGGGAUAGUGAUUUCUUUAUCUCUGCUGGUGAUGUCCUUGUUGAUGCAACCCAGCACUGUCUUGGUUUUCUUUGCUGCAGCAGCAAACUGUUCACUUGUACUGAGCUGUACUCAUACUCCACCAGUGCCCCCAGGUCCCUUUUCAUAGAGCUGCUCCCCAGCCAGGUAGGUCACAGCUUGUGCUGCUCUUCCUAUAGUAUAUUUUCCCAAAUGCAUGACCUUAGCAUGUCCUUCUGAACUUCAUCAGGUUGUUAGCCUACUCUUCCAACCUAUCCAGGUCCUCCUGCAGGGCGGCUUUCCCUUCCAAAGUGUCCACUUCCCCACUCAGGUUGGUAUUGUUGGUGAACUUCACUAGGGUACAACUUGAUCCCAUCAUCGAAAUCACUGAUGAAAAUAUUAAACCAUUUUGUACUAAUAUCGAUCUCUGGGGGACUCCACUUGUGACAGUUGCCAGUUUGAAAGGGAACUAUUUACACCACCAUAUAGCUGUGGCCGGUCAGCCAAUUCCCCACCCACCACGUGGACCACUUGUCCAGACCAUCACACAUCAGUUUCUGUAGGAGGAGGCUGUGGGAAAUCAUAUCAGAGCCUCUGAGAUACCCAAGGUAGACAGUGUCCACUGCUUGCCCUGUAUCAACUGAGCAGGUUACUUUGUUGUAAAAGGCAAUACUUUGUUGUAAAACGCAGUCAUCUUUGUCAAGCGCACUUUGCUCUUCGUGAAUCCAUGCUGGCUUUUCCUAAUCACAUACUUCAUUAGGCUUGUGACAGCUCCCAGGAGAAUUUGUUCUGUAAGUUUGCCAGGGACCAGAGUAAGACCAAUGGACCUGCCAUUUUCUGCAUCCUCCUUUAAACCUUUCUUGUAGAUGGGAUUGACAUUAGCCGCCUUUUAGUCUUCUCAGAUGUCUCCCGAACUCCACAACUUCUCGAAGAUUAUGGAGAGUGGCCUUGUGCCAUGUCAGUCAGCUCUCUUAACACCCUUGUUGGGUACUGUCAGAGCCCAUCAAUCUGUAGGGGUCAAGCUCCUUUAAUAGUUCACAUACCAACCCUUCCUUCACCCGUGGUGGGUCUGCAUUUGCAUCAGCUGGGAUUUUUGUUCCUAAGGCCUGGUGCUGGAAAGGACAUAGAUGAAGAAAGUACAUCUGCCUUUUCAGCCUUGAUGGUGACUAAUUAAUCUCUCCUGUUUAACAACAGGCAAAUAUUUUCUGUCGGUCUCUGCUUGUUGUUUACAUACCUGUCCUGGUUUCAGCUGGCAUAGAGUGUAUUUUCUUCCUAGUAGCUGGCACAGUGCUCUAUUUUGAAUUUGGUACGCGAAUAAUAUUGAUAACACUGAUGUUUUGGUUGUUGCUAAGUUGUGUUUGUCCUACAUCAAGGACAUUUCAGUGUCCCAUGCUCUGCCAGUGAGGAGAUCCACAAGAAGCUGUGAGGGAGCGUGGCCAGGACAGCUAACCCUGACUGCCCAAAGGGAUGUUCCGUACCACAGAAUGACGUGCGCAGUAUAUGAACUAGUGGGAGUUGGCUGGGAGGGGCCCAUCACUGCUAAGGGGCAGACUGGGGAUUGAUCGAUCAACAGGUGGUGAGUGAUUGUAUUAUGCAUCACUUGUGUUUCUUGGGUUUUAUUCCUCUCCUUUUCCUAUUUUUAUUUUACUUUACUGUAUUUCAAUCAUUAAACUGCUCUUAACUGAUGGUUUUAUCUUUGUUCUGAUACUCCGCUCCAUGCCAUUGGAGUGGGGUGUCUGCAUGGUACUUACUUGUGUGCUGAUGGUAUCUGAAACCAUGAUAGUAUCUGAAGAUUCUGUUCUUGUAGGUUUCGACAUCUCUGACUAAUUUCAAUAUGGGCUGAGCUUUUGUUUUUCUAACUGCAUCUCUGCACACCCUGCAAUGCCCAAUUAUUUGGGCAUAAUCCUGAAACCCAAAAGAAGGUUCAAAGAGAACUGGAUGAGAUGUUUGAUAAGAUUUCCAUUCCUCCUUUGUCAAGAUUGAAGAAAUGGGAUAUGCCAUGUGGCCAUUCAAGAUGCUUUAAGUAGGUAGAAGUAGCUGGGAUGGGUGCUAGAAGGUGCAUGAGAUUGUACUGAGAAAGUUUACCAAGCAAAAGGUAGGGUUUUUCUAUUUUUUAUAGUGAAGCAGUUAUAGAUAAUCACUAAUUUGCUGUUGUUUUGACCCUUCUCCCUUUUACUUUUUUCCUUAGAAGGAUAUCAAGUAUGGAAUGGCACAAAUAUUCAGAUCAUAAUUUAUGCCGUACACAGAAACCCCAAGAUCUUCUGUGACGUGGAGGAGUUCAGGCCUGAGCGAUUCUUCCCCACAAAUUAAUCCAGGCUGCAUUCUAGGGACCAGCAGAAUCCUGUGUUGUCGUUUGUGCCUCUGGGCUUACACACCUGCCUUACAGGAUGCAUGCCUUCUGUCAAUAUGGUCAGAAGGGCUUCCACUUAGUGCUUUAUGUUGUUUCCUGCUGAGGUAUUGCAUGGGCCUGCAAAGAACUUUCUCACUCUUCACUUGAGUCAGAGGAGUGAAGUGAGGGCAGGGAAGGAGCACUGUUGCCUCUAACUUCUCUGCCAUUAGGAAAUGCUUACAGGCAGUCUCUCCAUGCGCGUGUUUUUUAAAUCUGUUUAUUUCCCUGGCAAGAAGCUGCGCCUGUGGUCUUUGUGAUAGCUCCGCCUCCUGCUCUCCUGGCCAAAUUCCCCACACACUCAGCUUGGUGCAACGGCACUGGCGGGUACAGGCAGUGCCAGUUCCACAGCAGGGAUCAAGGCUUGCAGCAGGAGGCUGAGAGGUGAUGAUGGAGGUUAUGCAAGGAUCCACAGGAAGACUCCAGCUGCUGCCCUUGGGGGCUGGGGUCAUCACUCUGUUGUUGACAGUUGUGGCUUUAUGCUCCCUGCCCUCCCUGAUGAGUUACUGGAGGCGAUGGUGGAUGAUGAAGUCAAUCCCGGGUAUCAGCCCCUGCUAUCCUGUGCUGGGAAAUGCUCUACUCUUAGAACGGGGUGGAGAAGGUUUUUUUAAUCAACUAAAAUUUUAUUCUGAAGAGUUCAGGAAGUGGUCAUUGUUCAAUCUUUGGUUAGGACCAUUGCCUGUCGUAGUUUUGUAUCACCCCGACAGUGUGGAGGUUAUUUUGAACAGUUCAAAACAUAUAGAAAAAUCAUACCUGUAUGACUUCCUGCAUCCAUGGCUGGGCACUGGACUUCUGACAAGCACUGGAGACAAGUGGCGGUCGCGGAGGAAGAUGAUAACUCCCACUUUCCACUUUGCAAUAUUGAAUGAUUUUCUAGAGGUUAUGAAUGAACAAGGAAGUAUUUUGGUUAAGAAACUUGAAAAGCAUGUUGACAAGGAACCAUUUGAUGUCUUUCUGGACAUCACUCUGUGUGCCCUUGAUAUCAUCUGUGAAACAGCAAUGGGCAAGAAUGUAGGUGCUCAGAAGAAUAAGAAUUCUGACUAUGUUUCUGCUAUCUACAGGAUGAGUGAUCUAAUCCAACAGAGACAGAAGAGCCCUUGGCUUUGGCCUGAUCUUUUAUACAUGCUAUUCAAGGAAGGAAGAGAACACAAGAGGAACCUCAAAAUCCUUCACAAUUUUACAGAUAGAGUCAUUGCAGAAAAAGCUGCAGAACUUGAAAACACUAUGCAAAAAAAACAUGAUAAUGAUGGCAACUGUGAAGAAAGUGUCUCCAAAAAGAGAAAAGCAUUCCUGGACAUGCUGCUGAGUGCAACAGAUGAUGAAGGAAACAAACUGAGCUACAGGGACAUUCGUGAGGAAGUGGAUACUUUCAUGUUUGAGGGCCAUGAUACAACAGCAGCUGCUAUGAACUGGGUCCUAUACUUGCUUGGACAUAAUCCUGAAGUUCAGAAGAAGGUUCACAAAGAAUUGGACGAGGUGUUUGACAACACUGAGCGUCCUGUUACAACAGACGACUUGAAACAGCUUCGAUACCUUGAGUGUGUUGUGAAAGAAGCCCUUCGACUCUUCCCUUCAGUUCCCAUGUUUGCCCGUACCUUGAGAGAGGACUGCUGUAUUAGUGGAUAUCAGAUACCAAAAGGCGCAACUGUUCUUAUUUUAACUUAUGCCCUGCACAGAGACCCAGAGAACUUCCCGGACCCAGAGGAGUUCAGGCCUGAAAGAUUCUUCUCUGAAAAUUCUAAGGGAAGGCACCCAUAUGCUUACGUGCCCUUCUCAGCUGGUCCCAGGAACUGCAUUGGUCAGCGCUUUGCACAAAUGGAGGAGAAAACUCUUCUAGCCCUCAUCCUGCGGCACUUUUGGGUGGAGUCAUGUCAAAAGCCAGAAGAGCUUCGUAUAGCUGGAGAAUUGAUUCUUCGUCCAAAUAAUGGCAUCUGGAUUAAGCUGAAGAGGAGACCAAAUGCUGGAUCAGAAUGAAACCCAUUUCAAGGGUUUACUUCCAAAAAUUUUCAAGCUAUUUAGGCUGAAAUAUGUUUUAAAAUCAGAUAUUUUGAUGUCAGUCCAGCAGUUUGUUAAAACUGGUUGUUACUGUUUCAUUAAAGUUGUAAUAGUCUUAAAUUGCUCUUCUUUUCUAGUACUUGUGAACUUCAUGUUAAUCUUUGAACUGCAAGUCUUUAAAUAUUAACUUUUAAUGCCUUAUUUGCUCAGAUGAAACUAUUCUAUUGCAACAGUGCCACAAAACCUUAAGUUAUGGUAGUAACAACAGCAAUGCCUGUGAUUAAGUGAUCUGAUUACAUGCCAUAGCAUUUGCCAGGUAACUGAUAGUCUCAAAUAUUUGUACAGUUUUCAGGUUUCUGAAAUAUACAGUAUCAGGUUCUGAUAAUUCUUCCUCUCAGGCAAUAUUUUUCCUUUUUGAUAAUGACUGUAUCUGUGAAGAUGAAGCAAAAAUCUCUGGUGACUUCUCUCCUCCUCUGUAAACAUUUACAGUAGUUCUUAAAUAGUGAGUGCUCUGAAUUAUUUUUUAGCAAAGUAUACCAUAAACAUUAAUCUGUAUAACCAUACCAGGAAGUAGAUAGUGUGCAAAUUACACACUGGAUGUCACAAUGACAGAACCACUGUAUUUGCAAAUAAACUUCUACUAUGCCUCAA